UAGUUUUCCGUUUGUGGUUACGAUUGUUCGGCGCCGUAGAAAAGCGUUCGGACAGGUUCGGAGCUUUUCUGCAUGGCGGUUUUGCUUCCGGCGAACUACGACAACACGAAAUCAUCAUCAUCAUCAUCAUCGUACGUGAACGUGAGAUGAGAAACGCAAUACAACGAAGUUGAAUGGGGAUAUUGAGAACAGCGCUUUUGGCGAUCUCUCUCGUUGUCUUUGUUUGUGUUUCCGAGGAGAUUAUCUCUCGAGACGUUGCAUUAAAUCAAAACUAUGGCGACAAUGUGGCAGAGCAAACAUGGUGGAUUCAUCAAAAUCCGGAUUUGAAGACAGAGACAUGUUAUUGGCAAUGGUUCAGCAAUUUGUUUCUUGAGUCUCAAGGCGAGUCUACGACCUAUCCAAGAAGGAAGCUGAUUAGGAAGAAGAAAAAGUUUCGUGUAUCUGCUCCAAACUUAGCUUCCGGUCCUACUCCAGGACCGGGUUUUGCGCCAGGACCUGCGCCGGGUUUGGCUCCAGGUCCUGCACCGAAUCCUAGUAGUUAUGAUCUGGCUGCACCUGCAAGCGCUCCAACUCCAAAUCAACCUUCAGCUUCACCAGCUGAGACACCUUAUGAAGAUUUGAGUCCUGGUCCGAGUGAGGAGGAACCGAGUGUUGUUGCUCCAAGUCAAAGUGUUCCUGGUCCUCCUCCUCUACCACGGGAGAAGAAAGAUGAUAUCUUGAUGAAACUUAUCAUCGCAGUUGCUUCAACUGCUGUGUUAACGUUUGUUCUUGUUGCAUUGAUGUUCUUGUGUUGCUUCAGACGCAAUAGUAACAAUGCGGUUGGUCAUGGACCAAGAGAUGAAGGACCACUUCUACAUUUAUCAACUGGAUCUACUGAGAACUCUCCCACCAUUGCAAGCACGAGCAGGAGAAUACUAUUUGGUGCUGCUAGUUCUAAAAAGAGGUCGUUUCUUUCUAGAGUAUCAUUGAAGAGAAAUGGUCAUGAGUUUCCAAAUGCUGAUGCGUCGUCUUCCUCUGGACUCCCUCCACUGAAGCUUCCUCCUGGAAGAUCAGCUCCACCUCCUGCUCCUGCUCCUGCUCCACCUCCACAGCCACCACCUCCUCCUCCUCCUAAACCUACGCCUCCUCCUCCACCGCCUAAAAUUGCUCGUCCUCCACCAGCACCACCAAAAGGUGCGGCUCCAAAACGUCAAGGACAUACUUCCUCUGGAGAUGCGUCUGAUGUUGAUUCUGAGACGGGAGCUCCAAAGACAAAACUGAAGCCGUUCUUUUGGGAUAAAAUGGCUAACCCUGAUCAGAAGAUGGUUUGGCAUGAGAUUAGCGCCGGUUCAUUCCAGUUCAAUGAAGAGAUGAUGGAGACUCUUUUUGGUUACAAUGAUGGGAACAAAAACAAAACUGGUCAGAGGAGUGAUUCUUCUCGCGAGUCUCCUGUCCAAUAUAUACAAAUAAUUGACACUAGGAAAGCUCAAAACUUAUCUAUUCUUCUUAGAGCUUUGAAUGUAACAACAGAGGAAGUUGUUGAUGCCAUCAAAGAAGGUAAUGAGCUCCCAGUAGAACUCCUACAAACAUUGCUGAAGAUGGCUCCAACUCAAGAAGAAGAACUCAAACUUAGACUAUACACAGGAGAUCUUCACCUACUUGGCCCAGCGGAGCGGUUCUUGAAGAUUCUUGUGGACAUACCUUUUGCAUUCAAACGUAUAGAAUCACUUCUCUUCAUGAUCUCACUUCAAGAAGAAGUCUCUGGCCUUAAAGAAUCUCUUGCAACUCUCGAGGUUGCUUGCAAGAAACUCAGAAACAGCAGACUGUUCUUAAAACUACUAGAAGCAGUUCUCAAGACAGGAAACCGAAUGAACGUAGGAACUUUCCGCGGUGAUGCGCAGGCUUUUAAGCUCGACACUCUUUUAAAACUCUCUGACGUCAAAGGAACUGAUGGCAAAACCACACUCUUACAUUUCGUUGUUCUUGAGAUCAUUCGUUCUGAAGGUGUCCGAGCUCUCCGUCUCCAGAGAUCAAGCCGAAGCUUCUCUAGCGUUAAAACAGACGAUUCAGUAUCAGAUUCUAGCCCAAGAUCAGUCGAGCGAUACAGAAGCACGGGUCUUGAAGUGGUUACGGGGUUAACAACAGAGCUUGAAGAUGUCAAGAGAGCAGCAAUCAUAGACGGUGAUGCAUUGGCUGCAACAUUAACAAAUAUAAGCGGUUCACUUACGAAUGCGAGAGAGUUCUUGAAAUCUAUGGACGAAGAGAGCGAUUUCGAACGAGCAUUAGCUGGAUUUAUAGAACGUGCAGAUGCUGAUAUCAAAUGGUUGAAAGAAGAAGAAGAGAGAAUCAUGGCAUUGGUGAAAAGCUCAGCUGAUUAUUUCCAUGGCAAAUCUGCCAAGAACGAAGGGUUGAGACUGUUUGCUAUAGUACGUGAUUUCUUGAUAAUGUUGGAGAAAGUUUGCAGAGAAGUUAAAGAAACUACCAAGACUACAAACCGGUCGGGUAAGAAGGAAAAUGAUGCGUCAAGUUCGGACAGUAAUCAACCGUCUCCGGACAUUCGACAACGUUUGUUCCCGGCUAUUGCUGAACGAAAAAUGGAUAGUUCAGAUGAUUCAGAUGAUGAGGAGGGUUAGUUCAUCUUCUUAGUAUUUUGAUGAAGUUAACGCCGUUUUAGGUUUCCUUCACGCCGGGAAGAGAUUGAUCGCCGGAAACGUAGAAAACAAGAAAAGGAGGAAGCCGGAGUUUUAUAUGUUUGAAAAAGGGCGUGGAUAUGUAACUUCCGUUACAUGAGAGUUUUUGAAGACCAAAGUUGUUUGAUAUUACUACGCUCUCUUGAAAAUCUUAUGUCGUAUAUUUGUAUAAUUAUUUCUCUAUUUGUUAACAAAAAGAUAGAUAAAACGUUUUUAGAUGUCGAUGGAAAACAAAAUAUGUUUGACAAGAACUCAUUUGAGUAUAAAACUUCAAAUACCAAUAUACCAUAAGCUAAGAUUCUCCAAGAUGAUGAGAGUGAGAUGUGGAGAUGGUAUGGAGCCAAAGCUUAACCUUCAUCCCUUUCAAGUUUGGAGACUAAGACAGCGGC
Capsella rubella is the source of this 3058-nucleotide messenger RNA. RefSeq names its product formin-like protein 3. Gene Ontology annotation, biological process: actin nucleation; actin cytoskeleton organization. The record is from RefSeq and is a predicted model, not a curated record. The transcript has 6 exons. NCBI's taxonomy places the organism in Eukaryota, Viridiplantae, Streptophyta, Magnoliopsida, Brassicales, Brassicaceae. Gene Ontology annotation, molecular function: actin filament binding. Bases 174 to 2612 code for a protein of 812 amino acids.